Molecule: messenger RNA, 1568 nt
Organism: Haliotis rufescens (red abalone)
Lineage: Eukaryota; Metazoa; Mollusca; Gastropoda; Lepetellida; Haliotidae
Product: solute carrier family 35 member E3-like
Exons: 6
Coding region: 2-928 (308 amino acids)
Cellular component (GO): Golgi apparatus
Molecular function (GO): antiporter activity; nucleotide-sugar transmembrane transporter activity
Source: RefSeq, a predicted model, not a curated record
CAUGGCGCCGCCCAGCAGUACAGUCGUAUCCAUCUGUCUCGUACUGAAUAUUUGCUGUUCUAUCGUGAUCGUCUUGUUAAACAAAUGGAUCUACACUCAUUACGGAUUUCCAAACAUCACCUUGACAUGCAUUCACUUCAUUGUCACCACAUUUGGACUGUUCCUCUGCAAACUAGGGAAUCUAUUUCAACCCAAAAGUCUUCCGUUUCUGCAGAUGUUGCCUCUUGCUUUGACAUUUUGUGGAUUUGUCGUCUUCACUAAUUUAUCGCUUGAAACGAACACAGUUGGAACGUAUCAGCUGAUCAAGACAAUGACAACACCAUGCAUAAUUGUCAUUCAAACGUAUGCUUAUUCACGAAGCUUUUCUUGGAAGGUGAAAUCUACCUUGAUUCCCAUCACGAUAGGUGUCUUUCUCAACUCCUUCUACGAUGUCAAGUUUAAUAUCGUUGGUAUUGGAUUUGCUACAGCUGGUGUAUUGGUCACAUCCCUGUAUCAAGUGUGGGUUGGUGAGAAACAGCAUGAAUUCCAAGUAAACUCCAUGCAGCUCCUGUAUUACCAAGCUCCUCUCUCAGCAGUCCUCCUCAUGUUCGUUAUUCCGUUCUUUGAGCCAGUCCUACAGUUCCAUGGGGUUCUUCACAACUGGCCCAUGGAGGCGCUUUUGAUGGUGUUCCUGUCGGGAGUGGUAGCCUUCUCUGUUAAUCUUUCCAUCUUUUGGAUCAUUGGCAACACAUCACCUGUCACAUAUAACAUGGUGGGGCACCUCAAGUUUUGUCUCACUCUCCUGGGAGGCUACUUGCUGUUCCACGACCACCUGCAGCUGUUGCAGGUCUCCGGCAUUCUCACCACCCUCGGAGGAGUCCUUGCCUACACACAUUUUAAACUGCAAGAGAUGAAAGCCAAGAGUUUGCCUGUAACAGACAAGCACUAGGAGUCUUCAGUGGGGUUACAUGAGGGUUUAACGUGUCAUUGUGAGGUACUUGUCAUUACCACAAGCAGGUCACCGAAGAUGUUUCUUUCAUGGGAUUCAAAAUCAGUCGAUCAUGUUUCAGUUUCAUCUAGGGUGCAGUAGUACUGAUACAUGUGAUGCGGGGUAGUCAUGGCAACAUCAUCAAUGUGAAUCAGUAUAUUUCACCAUAGAGGAACAUUGUUUUAUGUUUAAACAAUGUAUUGUUUGUUAUUGGUUAUGAUCUUAUGAUUCUAUAUUUUUGUAUGUUGUUAGUUAAAGGACUAACUAUAAACAUUCUUGAAGCAGUUUUCUUUCUAGUUCUUGGAAAGUGGAAACCUUUGAUUCCACAAAUGACCAAACAUGUGGCAUCAUUUUUAGAAAGGGGAUGAAUUCAGAAAAAGAUGUAAUUAGAACCAAUGAAUUUUUUAAAUUUCUUUUUAACACAACAUGCUUUAGAGAGCUUUUACCUAUGAGCAGCGUUCGAAAUAGAUGCCAGCCAGACCGUCCGAGACGGGUUGAUUUCAACUCGGGCUGCCAGAUUUUCAAAUCCCCCUGCCCGACGGUUGGGUUAUAUUUCAUAGGUGAAAAUAUUCUAAAUAUUUCCCGAUGAUAAGCAUUAAUU